This is a messenger RNA of Carica papaya (papaya), 1315 nucleotides long. Lineage: Eukaryota; Viridiplantae; Streptophyta; Magnoliopsida; Brassicales; Caricaceae. The record is from RefSeq and is a predicted model, not a curated record.
AUUGAUUCAAACAACAUAGCAACAGAUCAGAGAUGGCCGACGGGAAUGCCCAAUCGCGCUAUGUCAAGCUCCAAAAGGAUCAAGCUCCUCUCGAAGAUAUCGCCCCUGGAGAACUCAAUCAACCCAUUCAAGUCCCUCAGAUCAAUCCUCUUCGUCUUUCCGUCAUGAAUCUUUUGGAUAAAUCAAAGCAGGCCAGCACUUGGUGUAUAGAAGAUUCCUCGUUUCUACGAGUACGAUUUCCUUCUUUUAUUCCUUUUUCAAUUUCACUCCUGAUUAUUUGGGUUGUUGUUUAGUUGAAUGUACAUAGAUGCGCAGAAUGUGGACAAAUUUUACCCGAAAGCUAUGAGCCCCCUGCUGAUGAAGAUUGGACUACUGGGAUUUGUGGUUGUGCCGAAGAUACAGAGAGUUGUAAGAAUUUCGUUUUCUUUAUUCCUUUCAAGCUGGACUGGACUCUUUUGCCCUUGUGUGCUGUUUGGGCAUAAUGUUGAAACCCUAAGAGAAGAAAUUCCUUGGACUAAUGCAUGUGUUUGUCAUGCCUUGUGUGUUGAAGGAGGAAUGGCUCUAGCAGCAGUAACUGCACUUUUCAAUGGUAUUGAUCCUCAGACGAUGUUUCUGAUCUUUGAGGGCCUCUUUUUCACUUGGUGGAUGUGUGGAAUCUAUACUGGCAUGUUUCGUCAAUCACUACAAAAGAAAUAUCAUCUCAAGAACUCUCCUUGUGACCCAUGCCUUGUGCACUGCUGCAUGCACUGGUGUGCUUUGUGUCAGGAACAUCGAGAAAUGAAAAAUCAUCUAUCUGAUGAUGAAAAAAUGCCAACAUUUGUCAACCCACCACCGGUUCAGGAGAUGAACUCUGGUGAAAGUAAGGAGUCUGAACCAUCAGCAACAUCUUCUGAACAUGGUGAACAUAUCAAUUUGGAGUUGCAGCCUGUUGAGAAUAGGUGAUUGACUAUAUAUUGGUCAGCAAAAUUGUUCACAACCCCCUCCGCCCAGCAUUUUUCACCUUCCAAAUAUUUUCUGUAAGCCUUUAGCCAAACAACUUAAUUAAGUAGGAAAUUUUGAUAGCAGGUGGCAUCAAAAGGUGAGUAUGUUGGAUUUAGACCAUUUCUGAAUUUAUAAGACUGAGUCUUCCAUGUCCUUCUGAAAAGUGAAAGUGAAGGUGAAGGUUAAGAACCUCAAUAGAUUUAGAAAUCGAAGCUCAAGUUGUGAAAGGUGCACUAAUUCUAAAUAAAAUAGGAUGAGGUUCCAGAAGGAUUUUUUUUUUUUUUUUUCUGAGCAAUGAUUCAGAAUAUAAUUGGGAUUCAAAUUGUCAACUCUA